UAGGACCCCGUGAAGCCUCCAGUAAUUUGGUCAAAUAUUAGCUGGUUACAAAACCAGCAGGUGGAACGAAACAUUAUAUUUCACAAAACCAGACUUUGUUGUAAAACAGAAAGAAGAGAAUAUGGACAUGACGGUCAGCCUUCCCAGUCAGCCAGACAAAACCACCACAGUGACCCUGGUUGAGAACAGCAGCGCCCCUGGCGGGCUGGAACUGGUUAGUUCCUACCAGACCAAUAGAGUGGGCGACCCCAUGGACCUGGUGGCCCUGGCAGCACAAGUACAGAAGGGAGAUGAUUUCAUUAAAGCCAACGCCUGCAACAAACUGACUGUCAUUGCUGACCAGAUCAGAUACCUACAGGAACAGGCGAGAAAGGUUUUAGAAGAAGCUAAAAGAGAUGCUGACCUCCAUCAUGCUGCCUGUAAUAUUGUGAAAAAACCAGGCAACUUCUAUUACCUCUAUGAGCGGCCAUCAGGACAAAAAUACUUCUCCAUCAUCUCACCUAAGGAAUGGGGUCCAAGUUGCCCUCAUUCUUUUGUUGGUGCAUACAAACUUCAACAUGACAUGUCCUGGACCCCUAUAGAUGAGGUUGAGAAGAGGGACUCGGAGAUUGCCAUUCUGGACAAACUUCUCAGCCAGCAGACUGCCUUACCACCCUCCACAGGACCCAACUUCAAGGGGCUCUCUGAUUAGAGGACUGCUGGACAAAAGACUGGAAUUUUAUAAGGACACUGUGUGGAAGCUAACUCUAGUCUUAAUGGACAUUCUAUUAAAGUGACAAAAAUCCAUACAUGGGUUGGAAUCUGAUAUCAAAGGAUCUGUCACAAAGCAUCUCAGUGACUUUAAGUGCAUAAUCUCCUGAUCCUGAAACAGAAAGUUGUAGAACUUUCUGUUUGUAUACAUAUCAGUAGCUGAUAUUGGAUGUACACGGUCAAAACCUAAAGGAUGCUGUUUGAAAUCUGAAAAAUAUCAAACUGGGCUACUCUGGCAAGCCUGAGCAUUGACUUUUUAAUGUUUAAAAAUGUUUACUUUUAUUAUUAUCUUUUAUCAAAUCUGUUUCACCCUUUUGGUUAUCUUUCCAUCAAUCAUCAUGGCUAUGAAAAGGUGCCCUGACAUUUUUUGUAAACAAACAAAAGUUCUGUUUAUAUUCCAUGUUUUUCACCAAAAGGCAUUGUGUGUAUCUGGGAGGGGGGUUCAUCAACCCGAUAAAAAGCAGUCUCUGCAAAACUUUAA
This is a messenger RNA of Scatophagus argus, 1231 nucleotides long. It is a transcript of the gene c3h1orf50, whose product is annotated as chromosome 3 C1orf50 homolog. The record is from RefSeq and is a predicted model, not a curated record. Bases 122 to 691 code for a protein of 189 amino acids. NCBI's taxonomy places the organism in Eukaryota, Metazoa, Chordata, Actinopteri, Scatophagidae. The transcript is spliced from 5 exons.